Corylus avellana is the source of this 2952-nucleotide messenger RNA. RefSeq names its product U11/U12 small nuclear ribonucleoprotein 65 kDa protein. NCBI's taxonomy places the organism in Eukaryota, Viridiplantae, Streptophyta, Magnoliopsida, Fagales, Betulaceae. Gene Ontology annotation, molecular function: pre-mRNA intronic binding; U12 snRNA binding. Gene Ontology annotation, cellular component: U12-type spliceosomal complex. The record is from RefSeq and is a predicted model, not a curated record. Gene Ontology annotation, biological process: mRNA splicing, via spliceosome.
AUUGCCCUUCAUCUCCUUCGAAGAGCCAGCCGCCAGCGAAGAAGGCUUCUCCAGCUCAAAGCAAUCCACGGCGAGCCUCUGCUCAAUUCCGCCGUUCCCCACCUCAAAACACUGCGACACCGGGAAGAGAUCCAUGCAAUGCGAAGACCGCCCCUUCGAACCCCUGUUAAUCACCUCAGAGCACAGCUUUGAUUGUAACACCUCCGCAAAAGACCGUCCCUGAGAACAUCUCGCAGGCGCAUCUACUCAGGAGGACUCAGUCUGUAUGGUCUUCAUCCUCGGCAGAGGAAAGGUCUCAGACUCCAAAGACCCAUUCUUCCCUUCAGUCGGAGCCAACAUUAGUCGCAGCUCACCCGCAAAUCGACGCCAGCCUACCCUCGCCCAUAACGACCCUCCGGGAGCCAGAUGACUCCUUUACGACCUCCCUCCGCAAAAACAGACACGUCCAGGAACGUGCUAAACAGACUCAUGUUAUCUUGACGUGUUUGUAGUUAGUGCCCAGUCAGGGUUUAGGGUUUAUAGAGAAGACCCUUCCAUCCAAAUUCCAAAGCACCUUAAUUCCUCCCCAUGGAGUGCCCUCAUAAAUAAUUUUAUUUCAGCACUCGCCAAAGCAUCGCAUCUUAGAUCUACAUACCAAAAGUUCUUAUGCCCUCAUAAGAUAUGUCUCCACGUCCCAGCUAGACCAUAUGUGCGAAUAAAGCUUGGACAAAGGAGGAGAAUUUGAAAGGAGGCAGUUGAUAUGGUUAUGGGCUUGAAAUGACGAUCUCUGGGCUAUGGAUGGGCCGUUUUAGUAUUGAUGGAUUUAUACUUGGGCUAUGAAUCUAUCCAAAUUGUAUGGACGGUUAUUCAGUCCAACAAGCAACUCAACUUGACAGAAACCAAACCAAGUUGUGAGGUUUGCCCCAGCCCCAGGGGCAUCGGCCUUAAGACUCUCGGUAGAAGAACAAAUGUAAUUGCUCUCUCUAAGUUCUAACGAUGGCUGCACUUCCCUCCUCCGCGUCGCAACUUUACAUAAACCCUCAGAAUCAGAUGCAGCAGGAAGAAGAAGCAAAAGCAUUUCAUGGAAAAGCAUCAGAAGUGGAAGAAGCAGUGAUAACCCUUUUGAUUCGGCACCUUCCCGAAGCCAUUCCUCUUGACACCCUCCUCAGACUCUUCUCCCACUACGGUGCUUCCUCUGUCCGUCCUUGCUCUGUUCCUAAAUUGAGAAACUGUGUAUUUUUGGAUUUCAAGAAUGAAGCUGUGGCUUACCAGGCGCAUCGUCAGUUAAAUGGGCUGAGGUUUCUUGGUAAAGUCUUAUCAGUGGAGAGAUCUAGUAAUAAGCCAACCCUGGAUUCCACACAUAAAGCAAGUCAAGCUCAUUCCGGGGAGGAUGCUAUUCCACCCACUUCUUUGGCCAAUGAUGCUACUCAACGCUUCAGUUAUGGGUCUAUGCCUGCUAGUGAACCCAUUGCCCCAAGGCUUGGUGUCGACUAUCCAUUUCCUCCUCACCUUGAGUAUGCUUACCCUCCACCAGAUGGAAAUAUACUGACCAACAUUGUAAAUGCUCUUAUUGCCGUUCCUCGCUUUUAUACACAGGUGUUGCACUUGAUGAACAAAAUGAAUAUUCCAGCUCCAUUUCGUAUGGCUCUACCAAUUCCACCCCUACCACCUUCACUACCUGCACCACCACCACCUCCCCCUCCUGUACCUGCAAAACCUCAUUUGGCAGAUCUGUCCAGUGAUGAGUCGGAAAUGGAAUCUUCAGAUGAGGAGAUUAAUGGAAAAGCCUAUUCUGUUGGAGCUUCAGCAAAAUCUGGUCGAAAGCGUCUCAGGCAAGAAGCAAUUGUGGGCCCUGCAGUUGAUAAAGAUGUCGUUCAUGAAGCUGUUGGAGUGAAACCUACCAUGCUGGUCCCGAAAGAGAUUCCGCUGAUUAAAAAAAAGAACUCUGUAUUACAGAUCAAAAUUGCCCCAAAAGUGAUUCAGAAUGAACAGAAAGAUGAUAGCACGGAAAGAGAGGACCCAGACAGAGAGGGUUCAGAUAUUAAACCUUAUGCAACCCCAGAAGAAUUAGAGAGUGGAAAGUUGCCCCCAGAGGAAAUUUUAUCACUACCAAUGUUUAAGAACUAUGCAGCUGGAUGUUCUGCUUCUGUGUUGUAUGUGAAGAACUUGGCAAAGGACGUGAUAGCUGAUGACUUCUACUUCAUUUUUGGGUCAAUAUUUGGAAGCAUUGAUGCGGCAAAAUCUGGUCUUCGCGUGAAGCUUAUGCAGGAGGGAAGAAUGAGAGGUCAAGCUUUUGUGACAUUUCCUUCGGUUGAACUUGCGCAUCGUGCGUUGAAUCUAGGAAAUGGCUAUGUGUUCAAAGGCAAGCCAAUGAUAAUCCAGUUUGGUCGGAAUCCUGUAGCUGGCAAAGCAAAUUAAAUAGAUCUACUACAACUAAAGGAAGCUCCAUAUACUAUUGCUUCAUUGCUGCGUUGAUUAUGAAGCUAGCUGGAAGAUAUCCACUCGGUAUUAAUGAUGCAGUAUAGGCGUUAAGUGUUUACAAUGAUCAGUUGCUCAUCAGCUGGCCAUACUACAUGAAAAAAAAAAAUGGUAGGUGGUUUUAAGUCAUGGAUCAUUUCUUGACUAUUGGCUGGGAAAAGGUCUGCUGAUGCUUUAGACCACUACUUCAGGAAAACGAAUUCCACUAUCGAACUUGUUUGGUGUAGAUGGUUGCGGCUUGUGGCUGUAGAAGAGAAAAUUGUCAAAACAAUUAAAGGACUGAAGCCUGCUGCUAAGGAUGUUGAAGAAGAUGCAUAUCUGGGUGGUUUUAGUGAGUUAUUCCUGUAUCAGCAGUUAGUGUUACAUUAACUGUUGUCAACUCUAAGCUUCCUUCUCAUUUGUGUAUGCUCUAGAAUUAGUGUAGGUACAUGCAAGGGAUGGAAUAAUACAAAGUGCAAAGAAGUAUUUCAGUUUUAUGACAAAUUUAUUGCGUUC